This is a messenger RNA of Rotaria sordida, 309 nucleotides long. NCBI's taxonomy places the organism in Eukaryota, Metazoa, Rotifera, Eurotatoria, Philodinida, Philodinidae. The record is from the annotation of a GenBank genome assembly.
AUGACAACUGUUAAUGAAAAAACAAUAACAAAAACAGUUUCAACGAUGUUAACUUGUGAAUCGAGCACAGUCGUCACAAGAGAAGAAUCAUCAAUAUCAAAUUCUAUGACAAGCACUCAACUGUUAUUAAAACCAUCGAAUAAAAAUCAAAAAUGGAAAAUUAUUUUAGCUAUAACAAUUCCGUUCCUCUUCAUUCCAUCAAUACAAUUUGAUUUUGGUUCCAAAAUACUCCAAGAUGCAUGUUCAAGUGAUUUUUGUUUGUCUCGCUUGUUGGCUUUUUCUUCUUGUCUCGGAUAUCAACGGUGCUGA